AUGAAGACGCUGCUUCUUCAGAUUCCUCUUAAAAAGACCGAAGAUGUCAAUUGGACAAAAACUUUGAACAACUACUUGGUGUCCGUCUACGGGAGCUCCUCCGAGUGUCAACAGGACUUGACAAACUUCAAUAAAUUGCGCCUGGACCUUCGUGGCUGUCAUGCCGACAGCACAGGAAUAAGACUCUAUUUCAAAUACUAUAGCCAGCUUGAACUCUUGGACCUACGAGUACCAUUUGAAACGGCAAAUAGACACAAAAAGUUGGAAUUCAAGUGGUACGAUGCUUUCAAUCCUUCUGAGUCUUACAAACAGCAUGCAUUGGCGUUUGAGAAAGCCAGUAUUCUCUUCAAUUUGGGAGCAUUAUUAGCGAAACUCGCAAACUCAAAGUACCAGGAAUCACAGAGAAAUUCAUCUACGUCGUCGGAGACUGAUGGAGCAUUUAAAGAGUCAUUGCAAUUGUUCCAACAGGCAGCGGGUGUAUAUGAGUUUCUUCGAGAAAACUUCUUACAUGCACCCUCCAAGGACCUUGGGCAAUCUACAAUCAAGUUUUUAGUAAGAUUGACAUUAGGUCAAGCCCAGGAAGUAUUCCUUUUGAAAGUUAUUAGUGGUGAUACCGAGCAGAAACAGAAUUCUCUUAUUGCAAAGCUUUGCAGCAGUGCAUCGGUUUAUUAUGACGAAUGCUAUUCGAUGUCAAAGAAUGCGGCUGAAUCAAAAGACUCGAAAUUUGACUCGUCAGGUUACACUAUUGUUGAUACAGCAACUGAUGAGUUCGAUGACUUUGAGGAGGAUGCUGCUCAUUUGAGCUCGGAUUAUGAUCCUGACUCUUCCGAUCUGCCCCAGGUCGUUGCUAGCUUGGACCCAUACUGGCCUGAUUCAAUGUUCUUAAAAAAAAAUCUUUACAAGUCUCUCUCCCAUUAUCAUUUUGCACUCAACCUGGAAAAUACGAAAAAGUACGGAGAAGCUAUUGCUCAUUUAACAAGAUCUCUCAAAAUAUUGAAUGAAAUUGACCCGAAAUUCUUGAAAAAUUUCGAAACUCACGGCGGUGUGGAAGCAUACGAGCUCUUAGAUUUCUGCAAGUACCAAAAAGAAGUCAUUGGAAUCAAAUUGAAUGACCUUGAAAAAGACAAUGAUUUCAUCUAUCACGAAAUUGUUCCAUCCGAAGCAACUUUGCCCGAAAUCAAGCCUCUUGAUUCUGCUAAAGCUGUACCUUUGAAUAACAACAAAUUGUUCAAUGAAGUAAGCGAGAACAACUACAACAAUUUCUUGAAAAGCGUUGUACCGAUCCACAUUCAUGAAUUGAUGAGCUACUACUCGGAGCAAAAGGCACAAUUUCUCAGAAACGAACUUGAUUUGGUAGAUGUGUCUGAUGAGGAAUUGUCGUCCGCAUUGGGGUACUUGAAAAUGCCCAAAGCCCUAGUCAUGUUGAAAGAGAUGUUACAAAAUGCUAAUGCAACAUCUAGUGGCACAUCGAGUGAGAUAAAUCCCGAGAUUAUAAACAUUGCCAUGAACAUUCAGGCGUCCCACCAGACUGAUACAACGAAUCGCAAAAUGCUCGUCGACCUUCGGCAGCAAAUAUUCGAUACUGUUAGUGAGGUAGAUUCCAUUCUUGCCAAUCAGAUGUCAGACACUUCUGUAUUAAAGGACGAUUUGAUGAAGGUCAAAAAAUCACUCUUCGAUGCUAGUAACUCGGAUGGGAAGUUGUUGAAUCUUGUCAACAGCGAAAACAUGGCCCUUUAUUCAAUUCUAGGCAAAGGACCCGACUCUCUGGAGUUUCGCCAGCUUUUUGAGACAAAGAGUCCUAGUAAAAAAUCUAAUGAGUUGAGUCUCUUGGAUAUGGAUGAGACACAAAUAGCGAACAUGGAUAUUGGAGGCCGGAUCAAAGCUCUUGAGGAGACGUUGCAUGAGCUAAAUUUGAUCAAACAAAAAAAGAAACAGCUCAUUGAGUCAUUGAAAGAAGCGAUUCACAAAGAUGACAUUUCAGAUAUCUUGAUCUUGAACAGCAAUGUGAAAUCUGUUAACGAGAUCAAAACCGUCAUUUUUGAAGAGGAACUUAAAAAAUUUGAUCCCUACGGGAAGGAGCUCGACAAUCUUUUGACUCGCCAGAAGGAUGUAGUGAGCAAAUUGACAAACGACUGGCAAGCACUUAGUUCCAACCCGGAAGUGAAAGAUAUACAGUCGUCUACCCAGUUCAAGCAGCAGACGAUGGUGUUACAAUCAAAGAAGAUAAAGGAGUUUUACGACAACAAUUGGCUAGCCUACAGUGAAGGUCUCACCAAAGGAGUUGGAUUCUACAAACAACUCUUGGGCUUUGUUCAAACGUUGAAAAAUCGGGCACUAAACAACUCGCAGGCCAGCAUUGAAGACCGUUUUAGAGCAAUGAAUGUCAAUUCUCGGGCGGGUCCUCAAGUUCCUCCACAGUCUUCCGGCAAUCGUACAUCGUUUUCCACCAGUGGUCCACAGUACUCACUUGAGAGAAGACAAACUCAAAGUUCAAUAAGUCUGGCCUCUGACUAUAACUCAUACCAGGUACCACUACAAGUUGGAAAUCAGCUCACCGGGACUUUAUCGGCCCAAUCUAGUGGUGGUGCUAGUUACAAUCGGCCGGCACCGGCACUUCCUCCCAAGCCACCAAAAGAAGGCUAUGCCCAGCAGCCGCAGCAGCCAGCAAAGCCCACAGAUGGUUUGAUCUACAACCAGCCGUCGACGUACCUGCCCAAUAUGUACAACUUCUUUUCUAACAGCUAG
Molecule: messenger RNA, 2745 nt
Organism: Meyerozyma guilliermondii ATCC 6260
Lineage: Eukaryota; Fungi; Ascomycota; Pichiomycetes; Serinales; Debaryomycetaceae
Gene: BRO1
Product: Bro1p
Exons: 1
Coding region: 1-2745 (914 amino acids)
Biological process (GO): protein transport to vacuole involved in ubiquitin-dependent protein catabolic process via the multivesicular body sorting pathway
Cellular component (GO): endosome
Molecular function (GO): protein binding
Source: RefSeq, a predicted model, not a curated record